Haliotis rubra (blacklip abalone) is the source of this 2031-nucleotide messenger RNA. RefSeq lists its product as uncharacterized. Bases 101 to 1780 code for a protein of 559 amino acids. Lineage: Eukaryota; Metazoa; Mollusca; Gastropoda; Lepetellida; Haliotidae. The transcript has 3 exons. The record is from RefSeq and is a predicted model, not a curated record.
CCGCACUGAUUAGCUGACUUUUGAAAUCGCCCGUGUCCCCAAUGACACCCUAGUGCCUUAAACAUUUAAGAAGUAUUAGAGCUAGUCGUGAAGAAGUAGCAUGGCGCUGUGUCAGACGUUGAUUGUAAUAGGGGUUUUACUAGGAACCUAUGGCCCCGGUUGGACACGUGGUGGGAAAGAAUAUGUUCUUGUAUCCCUUGGGAGUCAUGGCGGUGCGAUCAAACCAUUCGAUAUAUCUGUGACUACGCCUUCAGUGAACCUGACGUCGGCGUCUGUGACAACCUCGUGGGAUCUCACCUCAUCUGAGAACAUCAGCGUGAGCGCAACCCAGGGACACUUGCUCUCUUAUGGAAUGGACGGGGUUCUUCAGGGUAGCUCAGCUCGAGGGAAAGCCGUUCAUAUUCAGACACCGGAUGAAAUAGACGUUUCUGUAAUCAGCAGAUUUACCUACUCUGAUGGAGUUUAUCUUGGCCUACCUGUUGAGAGUCUAGGUCAGGUCUGUUUCAUUCUAACGCCAGAUGACUGUUCAGACAACUGUCACAUCGCCUUUGCUGCAACGGAGGACAACACGACGGUGUCCUUGACUCCAGGGGAGAUAACCACAAACUGGGAGCAUGUGCCAGGAAUGACGAGUCGUAAUCAGACAUUUACUUUUCAGCUCGACAAACACGAAAGCUUUAAAGUUAGCAGCGCGUCUGAUAUUUCCGGUACGCGCGUGUCGUCCGAUAAACCUGUCGCAGUAUUUUCAGGGAGUGCUGGAUUAAGGGGAGACAACCAUGAGUCUGUUGUAGAGCAGCUUCCGUCAACUGAUCAUUGGGGUCGGACCGUCUACACCAUUCCAACACCGAACCAACGGUCGAAAUAUAACAUUUAUAAGGUCAUAGCUUCCGACGGCAACACAACUGUCUCAGUUGGUGGCCAAGUGGCUGACCUACCUUACCCUGGGUCUUUCGCCACCGCAACCCUGCCAUCCGAUGCUUUCCUUAAAAUAACCAGCAACAAGCCCCUGCUGGUGAUGAAGAUCGUCCCGAGGAACACCAGUGUUGUUCAAGGGCAGGACGAAUGCAUGUCGCUCGUACUCUCAAUGAACCAGUAUAUUUUAGACACGUCCUUCUUCUCACACAACGACUACAACAACUACGUCUCCAUCGUCAUCAACGUCACCCACAAAGAUGAACUUCUUCUGGACCAGACUCCUCUUCCCGAUACUACCAAUUGGACGGUGAGCGACGAUCUCGAGAUGGCUCUGGGGGUGUUGCUGGUGGGUAGCGGCAGUCACACCCUCGCCACGGAUGCCCCUGGAGUCAGGUUUGCUGCCUACCUGCACGGCGUCAGUAUCAACACAAACGCAACCGUAUGCAUGCCGCUAGGUGUCGCCCUUUCUGUCAGUCGAUGGCCCUCAGACUGCACGUGCAGCACGUUGUGCUUUGACGAGGAUACUGUCAACCGUACGAUAACCCCCGAAUAUAUCGCCAAUCUCACCGAAGAGAUCCGACAGAAUCUGACUGUAGAACGGAAACGCCUGUCUGCGUCUAUCCGGAAGAAGCAGGGUGCGAGAGACAGUCGGCCAUCGGCUCAAGGUAUGGGGACUAUCAGUGUGUUAUGCAUCAUUGUUCUGAUAGCCAGCGUGGUGCUGUUUGACAUCACGGGGAUGUUUAUCGGACCCACGUAUGCAUUUUCAAAGAAGAGAAUGAGAUCGAACCUGAGAAAGAAAAUCAAGAAACAGGAGGAAGACACCGAUCUCGUCUCCAAGUUACAGACAAUUACCCAUCAUCAGUGAAGAGAUACUGCUGCGGGCAUGACACAAGACACAACUGACAUGUAGGUUGACAUUUCGCUCAUGUUAAACAUGGAGGUAAUCUGGAUGGCUAUUGUCACAAGUUUACAUUUCCACAACCUGUCGAACCUCCUGGUUAGUGGUUCUUGCCAGGGCGUUUUCUAAGGGAGGUCGCAAAAUUCAGACCUGAUUUUUCAUACCACCAUCGAGGGAAUUCUACUGAGUGAGUGAGUGAGUAUGAUUUUACUCCGUUU